UCAGACAUUGAACGUCGCGCGUCGAACUGUGAAUUCGCUUAACUAGAAACUGUAACCGUAACUAAGAACAGAGCUUGCAACAAGAGGCCUCACCUGGCCGCCAUACCCCAUAUCCAUAUCCAUACUCCUGCCAUCCAUAACCAUACCUAUUCAUUCAUCCAUCCAUCCAUCCAUCCAUCAUCUUGGCAAUCUUUUUUUUUUGCUGUCUGUGCCCGCGCAGUGAUUUCUGUAAUUUUUUCAAAUUUGAAUUCCGGUUUUUCGCAUUCUGUUUUCUGUUUUGUUUUUUUGUGUUGCCCCUUUGCCGUGUGCGGUGCGUGAAUUGGCAUAAACAUUUAGCGCGAAAUUGUGUGCAGCUGUUUGUUGGAUCCAUUGGAUUUGCAACAAUUGCAGCCAACUAUCCAGAGAAUCACUGGCAUAACGAUAACAACAACAAAGUUGGCAAAUGCAUUCCACGGCAUGCGGCGUUGGCGCCUCCGCCACAAAUCUUGCAUCACUGCAAACAACUUGCAGCAGCAGCAGCAACAGUGCAGCGGCAGCGGCAGCAGCAGAUGCUCACAAGAUGGUGCACCAUAACAACGACGAUGCCAUGAAUAAAAUUCCACUCAAAUCCGCCAGCGGAUUGGACGACGAGGAGAAGAAUGGCGGCGAGCUGAUGCAGGACACCGCCGCAGCCGAGGAGGCGCGACGCGAACAGAUGCGUGCAAAUAUGUUGGCCUGGAUGAAGAAGCUGACGAUUGGGCUCAUCUGCUUUAUAGGCAUUGCUCUGAUAAGCUAUGUGAUCAUCAGCCUGUGCUUCAGCGACUGGCCAAAGUCAACGCCCCUGCGAAACAACAGCAGCAGCAUUGUUGCAACUGCAGCGACAACAGGUACAGCAACACCAGCAAUAUUGGCAGCAGCAACAGAGGCUGUUGCCGCAGCAACUCCACCACCAACAACAUCAGCAACAACAACAACAAUAACAGCAGAAACAACUAGCACAACUAGCACAAGAGAACAUAGCACACAUAGCAGCAUUGUUGCAACUACAACAACAAGAACAACAACAACAACAACACCACCACCAACAAGCAAUCCAAGCACAAGCAACACAUUUAUAACAUUUACUCCAACAGAUGAGCAACCGCUGCCACCAACAUCGGAACAGAACAACGACAACAUUGAAAUGACAACAGCAGCCAAUGGAGAUUACUCAAUGGCUGGACCCGCUAUGGCAGCUUCCACAUCACCAACAACUCCGCCACCGUCGACAGCAACAAAGCUGAACAACAAUCAGAAAUUCGAGUCCACUUUGGGAGUCUUCGAGAAGGCGGCUGUCUGUUCGGACUCACCGCCCUGCAGUCAGGUUGGAAGCGACAUAUUGGCACAAAAUGGAAGCGCAGUGGAUGCAACAAUUGCCGCAAUGCUGUGCAACGGUCUUUUGACAGCACAGAGCAUGGGAAUUGGUGGUGGUAACCUCAUUAACAUCUAUGAUCGAGAAUCGCGAAAGGGCUAUCAGAUUGAUGCCCAUAUGGUGGCACCAUAUGCCGCUGAUCCCAAUAUGUUUGAUUCCAAUCCCAAUCCCAAUGCCUCGCUGUUCGGACCAUUGAGCAUCGCUGUGCCAGGAGAGGUCAUGGGUUAUCAUUUGGCGCACCAACGCUUUGGCAAGCUACCUUGGCGUGACCUUGUGGCGCCUUCCCUGAAGCUGUGCGAAACGGGCUACUAUAUGACAAAGCAUCAGGAGAUUAGUGUGCGGAACGCAUGGCAUUUAAUCAAGGAUAAUCCACAAUAUAUGACUGUAUUUUUAAACACUGAAACCGGUGAGCAAAGCAUGGAGGGAGAUUUACUGAAAUCACCGAAACAAUUGUGCAACACAUAUCAAUUGCUGGCCGACAAUGGUCCGUUGGACUUUUACAAUGGGACAGUGGCCAAAAUGCUGGCUGAGGAUCUCAAGGAGCUGGGCAGUAUUAUAACCCGCGAUGACUUGGAUGCAUAUUCAGCUGAAAUGCGAUUGUCGAUAACAAUGCCCCUCGGCCAGGACACCCUGUAUGCCGUACCUCCCGUGAGCAGUGGAUCUGUUGUAUCGCAUGUUUUGAGUAUUCUCGAGGGAUUCAAUUUCACUCGUGCUGACUUGGCUGACGAUGAAUCCUAUGCCCUGACCGUUCAUCGCAUUACAGAGGCCUUGAAAUUCGGAUUCGCUCGUCGGUCUGAGCUGGGUGAUCCGCGAUUUAAUGAGAUUCGUGAAUUGGUUAGCCAGCUGAACAGUCCGGAGUAUGCUGCUCAACAGCGUGCCAAGAUCAAUGACAGCCAUGUGCUGGAUGGUCCUCAGGAGUACGGGGCACAAUUUGGAACCCAAGAAGAUCCUUAUGGUACCUCCCACCUCGCGGUGUUGGCACCCAAUGGCGAUGCCGUAUCCGUAACCAGCUCCAUUAAUUUCUACUUUGGCUCCGGCUUGAUUGGACCACGAACGGGCAUCAUAUUGAACAAUGGAAUGAAUGAUUUUGGUGUGCAAAACAAUUUAUUUGGACUGCCACCAUCGCCGUCCAAUGGAAUUGAUGUACACAAGCGUCCCAUGUCGUCGCAGUCACCAAUGUUGCUGGCGGAUAACGACGGCAACAUACGGCUGGCGAUUGGAGCCGCCGGCGGUACCAAGAUCAUACCAGCAAUUGUCGAGGUCGCAGCACGUUUUCUGUGGCUCGGAGACGAUCUGAAGGCGGCGGUGGAUGCACCACGUUUUUACCAUCAACUUUCGCCUGAUGUUCUCGAAUACGAGGAUGGUAAAUUUUCAGAAGCCGUGCUGCAGUUGCUCACAAAACGGGGGCACCAUUUGAAGCCCUUAACCAUUUCAACGUCCUCCGUGGUCUGUGCCAUUGGACGCAAUGCAACCGCAAUUUAUGGCAAUGCCGAUGGACGCAAACGUGGCAACGUUGCGGGAUUUUAGAUGCAUUCACAUAUACACACACACACAGACACUCAUACACACCCACACACACACACACCCACACACACACACACACAAGCAAGCAACACUAGCGUAUCGUCAAGUGAGAUUAGUUGGAAAAACGAAGCGAGCAUCACAGAGAGAAUGAGAGAAGUGAAAGUGAGAAGU
Molecule: messenger RNA, 3085 nt
Organism: Drosophila innubila
Lineage: Eukaryota; Metazoa; Arthropoda; Insecta; Diptera; Drosophilidae
Product: scoloptoxin SSD14-like
Exons: 7
Coding region: 443-2917 (824 amino acids)
Biological process (GO): glutathione catabolic process
Cellular component (GO): plasma membrane
Molecular function (GO): glutathione gamma-glutamate hydrolase
Source: RefSeq, a predicted model, not a curated record